GAGAACAUGAGCCAAACAAACCAGACCUGGGUGACACAAUUCUUCCUGUUGGGACUUUCUGGUGACCCUCAGACUCAGCUGCUACUCUUUGUAUUAUUCCUGGCAGUCUAUCUGGGCACCAUACUGGGAAACCUGCUCCUCACAUCUUUGGUUCUGCUUGACUCACAGCUCCAUACACCCAUGUAUUUUUUCCUGUGUAAUUUAUCUCUGGCUGACCUCUGCUUCUCGACUACCAUUGUUCCCCAAACCCUAAUCCACAUGUUAUCUAGAAGGAAAUUAAUUUCUUUCACAGGCUGUGCAGUUCAGCUUCUUCUCAUCCUGUUUUUUGGAUGUACACAGUGUUCCUUGUUAGCUGUGAUGUCUUAUGAUCGGUACUUGGCAAUCUGUAGCCCUAUGCACUACCCCCUCAUCAUGACAUGGAGAGUGUGUGUCCUCUUGGCUUUGGCAUGCUGGUCAAGUGGUGUUUUAGUGUCAAUGGUGGAUGCUACAUUCACAUUACGUCUCCCUUACCAAGGAGACAAUAGAAUUGCUCAUUUUAUUUGUGAGCCCCCAGCCCUUUUGGCUGUGGCAUCUGCAGACACACACAGCUCAGAGAUGGCUGUUUUCUUAAUGGGUGUGGUGAUUCUUCUUGCACCUGUGUCCCUGAUUCUGAUCUCAUAUGUGUGUAUCAUAGUGUCUGUGGUCAAGAUGAAGACAGCCUCAGGGAGACUCAAGGCCUUCUCCACCUGUGGCUCCCAUCUCAUUGUGGUCAUCAUUUUUUAUGGAUCAGCCAUUAUCAACUAUAUGACACCUAAGUCUGCCAAGGAGCUAGGGAAAAUGGUAUCUGUGUUCUAUGCAGUGAUAAAUCCUAUGCUCAACCCCCUCAUAUAUAGUCUGAGGAACAAGGUUGUAAAGAGGGCAUUCAGAAAUGUUGCCAAUAGGAAACUGUUCUGCAGUACCUGA
Molecule: messenger RNA, 942 nt
Organism: Phascolarctos cinereus (koala)
Lineage: Eukaryota; Metazoa; Chordata; Mammalia; Diprotodontia; Phascolarctidae
Product: olfactory receptor 2D2-like
Biological process (GO): G protein-coupled receptor signaling pathway
Cellular component (GO): membrane
Molecular function (GO): olfactory receptor activity; G protein-coupled receptor activity
Source: RefSeq, a predicted model, not a curated record